AUCAGGUUGAGAAUGAAACCAGAACCAACGCGCUCUUACUAAUGUGUGGAAAACGGAAGAUUUUUCACAACAAGCUCUGCGCGAACAGGUGGAAAAAAUAAGUGUCUGAUCAUGUAGAUUUCAUGGCUGGCGUGAAAGGGUUAACAUCGCAUUUGGAAAAGAGACUGUCUUUGGUUCAACGCAUUCAAGAUUAUCUGGAAUAUACAUAAAAUGUUAAAAUCAGAAUAGGAAAAUUUGCAGUUGAAUUGACAAUAGCAGAGAUGAUGGGACAAAAGUGUUUAGUUACUUUGAAAAUGCAUCAGCAACUGUACAAAGAACACUUGAGCUUACAGAAGUCAUUUUGUGCUUUGUAUCGUCAUAUGUCGGAGGAGCAGAACGUCAAAGAUGUUUUAAAAUGGAUUCAAGAAAAAAAUAAAUUGGAAGCACUUGUUAGUCAUUAUAAAACAAAAGCACAUCAUCUACAAAGACAAUUAGAAGAAACAAACGAAAGAUUCGAAUUACUUGAGUUUUGUUUUCUAGAAUUAGAGAAUCAGGCUAAGGUAUGCGGGAAUGAAAACCAUGUUGACAAAGCUGUAAAUACUGAAAAUUGGGAUAAAAAAAGAUGGGAAAGAAGCAUCCCCUAUCCUUUUACAUAUGCAAUCAAGAAUACCAUAAAUACUAAUGAAGAUCCAAGUUUCUUGAAAGAACAAGUUUUAAAAGCAGAAAUGGAGUCCGAUAAUUACCGGCUACAACUGGAGGAAACGCAAGAUAAACUUUCAAAUCUGACAGAGCAGUUGGAUAGUGUUCUGAAAUGUAACUGUAAACUAGGUGUUGGAAUGGAUUAUGUGAUAGCAACUGUCAAUGAAUUAAAAUCUUUAAUGGAAUGGACUGCAGAGGAAAAAGAAGCAAAAGCGGAUAGUCAAGUUAUAUUCCAAAAACUACAGCAGCUUGAACGAAUACAAAAGGAUUUGGAAAAGACAGCUACGGAAUCGGAGGAAAUACGACUACGAGCAGAGCAGGAAAGAAGUAGUCUGGCAAUUUUGGAUGAAAAGGAAGAUAAAUCUGAGGAUUCCGAAUUAAAUAUAUGUGAUACAAAUCUGCAUCAAAACCAAUUAACACUUUUAGACAACUGUUUAAAAGAAAUAGACUAUCUGAAUUCAUCCCCACCUCAAUCUGAUCCACUGCAAGACGAUGAUAAUGUCUUAUUGAUUGACUUAAACACUCCAGAAUCUACAGAUGCUGAACCAAUUACUCCAGUUCACAAUGUUGUACGUACAAAAAGCAAUGAUUCUCAUGAUUCUUUGGGACCAAAUAUUAGUGAAGAUGAAGGAUUAGGAGAAGAAAGUCGCCGAGGUGAUUCGACUGGGCCAAGCAGUUUUAUUGAAAUUCACGAGUCAAUUCCAGCUUUAACUGGCUUAAGCACAAAAGUUCCACAUUCAUUAGCCAAUCAAAUUGUUGUAAUAGACUCAGAAGGUCAUUCCAAGGUCAACGAAUGGAAUGAUCCUAAUGACUCAAAAAGUAGUUUAGACAUUUGCAUGUGUGCCAUCGGUAAUUUACGCGAAAGUUUGAAGUCUAAAGAAAAUGAACUGUUGAAAUUGUCUGCCAUACAAAAUGAUCAGAAGCAAAUUGCGGAGCUGCAAGACGUUAUUCUUAAUCUUCAUCAGGAAUCAGCGAAUUUGAAAGCCGAACUUGAUAAGGUUAAGAAAGAGAACUGUACAUACAAGGAGCAAGUGCUUGAGUUAGAAGAAGCAGAGAACGAUGCAAGACUACAAUCUCAAAAACUCGGUGAAAAACUUUUGUUCCUCCAGGAAAAAGACACGCAUUUUCAAGCAAAACUUAGUGAAACAAAGCAAGCCUUAGAAAACUGUUUGGAACAGUUAAAUUUGAAAGAAGUAGAGGAACAAGAGCUACGUUCGCAAGUAAAAUAUUUAGAUACCCUUGUUCAAAAAUAUGAAGAACAAAUUAAAACAAUGGAAAUAGUUGAACUUGCUCUUCGAAAACGUUUGAUUGAAGAAGAAGAUGAAAUGAAAGAAAUGGAAAAAUCCUUAGCUAAAACUUCAGUUGAAAAAGUGGAGAGGGGAACUCAAAUGUAUGAGGCUAUUUCCAAUAAAUGUGAUGAUAAAGUUCCACAUAGUAAUGUAGAUAUUGCUAAUAUAUCCGUUCAAGUUCCUGAUGAUUCUGUUUAUAAGUCAUAUUUUAUUGAGAACAGUGUACAAACAGAGGAUUAUGAAAUAAACAUUUCACCUCCUUUAGCCUUUAAAGAUGUGAGCCAAAGUGAUAAUACCCACCAAGCAGUUGCAGACAUAUCAGCCAGUUCAGAGUCCAAUAUUUCAACAUUAUCUGAGAUACCUUGUCCUAUUCAAAAAGAACUUCUAAAACGACUGCAUCAGUUAGUUGAAGAAGACGCGAACUUGCAACAGCAGCUGCACUAUGUAGACCAAAUUAAUCUUACCCUAUGGAAGAAAUUGCAUAAUUUAGAAUUCCAUAUUGGAGAAUGCAAACGAAAAAACAUAUCAGAAGAUAACGCAAGCGAUAGUUGUAUAGAAUCCGAAGGCGAUUUCUCUAGUAGGCCAGUAUCACGUGAACAAAUGCGUGAAGACAGUACAGCUUGCCCAAGCAAAUGUGCAAGUCCUUGUUACAGCAAAAGAAUUAUGUCUAGUUUAGAUAAAAACGAACAAGAAAUCAAAUUAAGGUUAUUGCAAUUAGAAGAGAUAAACGUUGCAUUCGAAAAAGAACUCGAAGUUAGAGAGAGAUUAUAUAUGGAAAAAGAGAGAAAAUAUGGAGAGUGGGUUCAGACAGAACAACGCUUUAUUGGAGAUCUAAAAAGACUGUCAGACGAAAGAGAUUCAUUAAAAAUCCAAGUUGCCAAAUUGGAAGAAGAAAAACACGAACUUUCUGAACGGGUUUUGAAAUUAGAAGAAGAAUUGAAGGAAAAUGAUGAAAAGCACCAAUUAGAAAUCAAAAAUUUAAAAUUGGAGCAGAAUAAAAUCAUUGCACGUUUGCAAUUGAAGGUGGAUCAACUACUAGUCAGGGAAAAAGAACAUCUUAAGCAAAUUACAAAUCUGAAAAUAACCCAAACCAGUGAUAAAGCGGAAUCUGAUAAACUAAAAUCCAGCUAUGUGGAGCUACAGCUUGAGCUGAGUCGAACUCGAGAUGAUAUUCGCAAAAAGGAAGAGGAAUUUAGAAUAAGAUUAGAUGAGUCUCGUAGCAAACAUAUGCUGGAGGAAGCUAGAUUGAUUUCAGAACUGGAAAUGCUUCGGCAGAAAAAUUCAAGCUUUGAUGAAAUGAUUAGUAACUUUCAAACAAGGCAAACUGAGUUAAUUGAAAUCGUUAAGCAAAAAGAGCAAGAUCUGGAGUCGGCUAGAUUGGAAUAUAAGAAGAAUGUCGAAGCUACGGAAGAAGAACAUCGCGCUAUAGAAGCUGAGCUCAAAAAACAACUCAAACAAAUGGAAGAAGGCACUUCAAUUGCUACGAAAGCUCUGUCUGAUGAGAAAAUGCGCUUGGAGAAAGAAUUGCAAAAUAACAUUGACGAUUUGAGAGGUAAGGAAGAAGGUUAUAAAGCUAGAAUUGCCGAACUUGAAAACAAUGUGACACACUUGCACAAAGAACUUCAUCGAUUAACUGGUGAUAUCGAUUCUGGUUUCGGUUCAGAUAUCAAUAAUGACGGCAUAAGCAAUUUCCGACGAGAAAAACUUUUGAACCAAUUGAAGGAACUCCGCAUUCGCGAAGUAGAGUUGAGAGAAAAACUAGAUGAAAUGGAACAGAAGGAAGCAGCAUAUAGAGAAACAUUAGAACAUGCUGACAGAAUUGUUGCAUCUGUGGAACAAGGGUACAAAAACAAAAUAGAAGAACUUGAAAUAUCUGAAAGAAAUCUCAAACAAAGAGUUGGACACCUUGAAGAAAUUGAAAGUAGACUACGUGGCGCUUUGCACAAGGAAAGGCGUAGUUCUGAUGGCAGGAAACCAGAUGAUUUGGUUGUUGAGUUGUUGGAAGCUGAAUCCAGGGAAAAUGUUCUGAAGGAAAAAAUCGAAGGAUUAGAACAAAUUCAAAGAAAUGCUAUGAGUAAAGUUAAAGAUCUAGAAAAGCUACGUGAAAAACUAGAAUCUCAGUUGAAUGACAAAGACGAACUAGCGUCCAAUCUUCAUAAAGCUCAACUAGAACUAGAUACCUCCAGAAAAACCUUGGUGAAGUUAAAAAAAUCUGAAAGUGACUUAAAAACUUCCUUACAACAAACUGAAAAUGUCUUGAGUACAACAGAAGCACAAAUGAAAAAUAAAAUUCGAACCAUAGAAGAAGAAAAGAGUGGAUUGGAAGAAACAAUCAGAGAGCUUAGAGCACAAGUUCGAGAACUAAAAAUGAAAUUGGAAAAGGUGUCAGACGAUCGAGAAGAAAAAAGAUUGUCACUGACUGCAACAAAGCAAUCUGUUCCUCGUACUUAUUCUUCUCAGAAUCAAAAUGAUGAUGAUGAGCCUGAUUAUGUGGAUGUAGAAGAUAUUUCAGUUCAAUCUUUAAAAGGAUAUUCGAAAGUCCGACCGAAUUCAUAUACAUAUGGCAGAGGUCUAAUUAAGUCACCACUUCCAGGAAGUUAUGCGAGUAAAAAACUGGCUAAUCUUCAGAAAGAUGAUAGAAUUCAACAGUCAUCAGCGCCUAAUUUACCAGAUACAUAUGAUAGUGCACGGCAAAAUUUAGAAGACUGUAUGAUGCGAGCUAUGGCAGCCAUGAAAAAUGAUAUACGAAAAAAAAAACUAAAAAAGGAACAGACUGACACUCGCAUGAAAGCACUACUUUCUUCUAACACAAAAUCUUCUAAUCAGGUUCCUAAUGAACAAACAGCUGCCGAAGAAAAUGAUUAUGACGAGAUACUUCCACGUCCAAUGAAUUUUCGUGUCGUUCAACAAGUUGGUUCUGACACUCUUCUUGUUGGUUGGGAUUAUGUCAAUCCGUCUAUUUUAGAAGGUUUUGAAGUUUAUUUAAAUGGCCAAUUACUGGAAUCUGUGUACGCUCCAGAUAGAACAAAGGCUCUGAUUAGUGGACUUGAUUUGAAGCAUCCAAUACAUCUGAGCAUCUAUGCUUUUUCUAAGUAUGGACAAAUGUCUGAACCAGCCGCUUUUGAGCUUUUACCAGCAAAAGGAAGAAAUAGUUAUCAAGACGAAGUGGAAAAUGACGAAGAUGAAAACAGUGAAGAAUCUUUGUAUGAUAAACACAGACCUUAUUCGAUGGACUGGUGAUUUUGAAAAAGAAAUGUUUCUGAAAUUAUUGCUUAUUUUUAACUAUUUUGCAGAGAUCUCUUUUAAUUUUUCAUUGUUUCUGCCAUGUUUCACAGAUAUCAAAUGUGAAAAUGUUGAUUUGAUGCAGUUAAGGAUUGCAUAUCGCCAUAGUUUUGUGUAUUGUAGUACGGUCUUAGUAAUGGAAUAAAUGAUUUUGAUAUAAA
Messenger RNA from Parasteatoda tepidariorum (common house spider), 5410 nucleotides. RefSeq lists its product as uncharacterized. Gene Ontology annotation, molecular function: actin filament binding; chromatin binding; microfilament motor activity. The record is from RefSeq and is a predicted model, not a curated record. Lineage: Eukaryota; Metazoa; Arthropoda; Arachnida; Araneae; Theridiidae. Gene Ontology annotation, cellular component: myosin II complex; cytoplasm; condensed chromosome. Gene Ontology annotation, biological process: mitotic chromosome condensation.